GUGAAAUUUCGUGUGUACCCGACGGCGAAAAACUGUCAUUUUUAGUCCGCCCUGUCAUCAUCUCUUCCCUUUGUACACAAUAUUUGGAUCUAAGGCAAAAUGGGAGCGCUUUGGACCCGUUUUCGGGGGAAACAAACAACCUAUGAAAUUUUAGAGGGCAUUGACAAGGACAUAAACCGGUUGCAGAAGAACCGCAAAGACAACCAGGAACGCCUGAAGAGAUUCGUGACCCGCCUCAUCAUCUACUCUGUGGUGCUCUAUGUCAUCGCCGCCGUCGUCUUCUUCUUCCUCUACUUGCCUGAUACGUGGCAGCUGAGGUUCCUGUACUCGUCGCCUCUGCUCGUCUUCCCGUUUAUCAUCUGGGGCCUGAAGAAGUUGUUGCACUGGUACUUUGUGAAGAGAAUCGCCAAGAAUGAUGUGGCCUUGAGGGAACUGAGAGAGAAAAAGAAACAAAUCCUGGAAGAUGUGAUGGAGACAGAAACCUACAAGAAAGCCAAGGAAAUCCUGGAGAAGUUUGAUCCGGCCAGGUUUAAAAAGAUGGAGGUGGAGUCCAGUCCCAGCUCCCCUCCUGGUCAGGGCACUCCAGGCACUUCCAUCCAGCAGCGUACGGCUUCCCGCUCCGCACAGCAGCAGCCCGUGAUCCGAACCCCGGCAGGCGCCCCGCCAACCCCAGUACACACUCCCAGCCAGCGCAUGGUCAGGCCUCCCCAGCCAAUGUCCAAGCAGCCCCUGCGCCAGCCCACGCCCACCUCCACUCCGCUGAGGCCUAUGGGAGGCUAUGGCGCUACACCGGGGAUAAGAACUCCGGCUCCGAUUGGUCGAGGCACUCCGCAGCAACAGCAGCAGCACCAGCGCAUGCCGAUGUCUACCCCGCAAGGAGGCGGGAGGGGCAUGGUGAUGCCCGCGGGUUAUGUGCCACCUCCCGGUCCUCCUAUGCCGAGGACCGUCCUGCCCCGAGACCGCGGGACCAUGGACCGCCUCAUGGACUACCUGGUCGGGGACGGGCCGGAGAACCGCUACGCUCUGGUCUGCCAGCAGUGCUACUCUCAUAACGGGAUGGCGCUGAAGGAGGAGUUUGAGUACCUCAGUUUUCGUUGCUGUUACUGCUUCUUCCUGAACCCCGCCCGCAAGCAGCGUCCGUUCGCCCCACGUAUGGAGUUCUUCAAUCCACUGGCAAGAGGUCAGGGAGGUCAAGGUCCCAAGCAAUUGCCACCCAAUAAUGAUGAGAGUGAUGAAGAAGAUACUGAUGAUGAGGAUGAGGAGAACAGUGAAGAGGAGGAGGAGCAGAAGUCUGCCGGCCCUUCUUCUGAGAAACCCUCUGACAGGUCAAAGGUCGGUGGACAAGGAGCAGCAGGAAAUGGAGUACCCAGUUCGUCGGUCAGACGAGGUCCUGGUCCAGCUGCGACCACUUCCACUGACCAGAGGUCUCAAGGGACGAGCUCAAAGCCAGCCGCGGGGUCAUCGGGUCAGAGCACACUCAGGUCUGGCAUUCCUAAAGUAGCUGCUGCUGCUGCCACGAUGAGCAAAGGUCAAGGUCAGACGGGUGAGCAGCUGCUUCCCGUUGGUGCUGUGAAAACGUUGAGACCCGCUGCGACAUCAGUGGUCGCGUCGAAGAAUGCGGGGGCCGUCGUUUCGAGCGGUGCUGUAAAGAGCCCUACUUCUUCCGAGUCUCGCUUUCCACAGAGUCAGACGGCUGCUCAGGCUAGGAAUACCUUCGCAUCACCGCCGGUGUCUGCGUCUGUCGACAACAAAGCCGCCAGCGAGUCUGCGUCUGCAGGAAGUGUUGUCAGCCAGACUGGUCUACGUAGCAGCAGUCAGCCCCAGAAAAAGGGGCUGGGAGAUAGCACUUCCGCUACAGCUACACCCGUCGUGUCGAGUGCCUCUCUAAGAAGCCAGAUUCCCUCUCUCGUCGGGACGAAGAAGCCGGUCGAGUCAGAAAGCACGGACAACUCAACGGCCGUCACGGCGCAGGAAGUUUUGUCAGCACCAGCAGCACCCCCUGUGCAGCGAGAUGCCGAUGAUAUUAUUUCCAACGCCGACGCCAACGGUGCCCACACGGAGAAUGGACUAAACAACAGCGAUCCGUCUGUGCCUUUAGGGGAAACCGCCCCAGAGGAAGUAUCGUCUUCGGCGUCGCUAGUGACAGCUUUGGAGUAUGACGGCGGAAGCGGCCGCGAUAAUAUCGUCGAUCCUCCCUCGGGGGACGCGGCCGAGGGUGAUGUACAUGAUGGCCGCAACCCACCGCCCAAUGAGGCUAGCGCCGAGGGAACCGCCGAUGGGAGUAGUGCUGCGUCCUAGCUGGGCCUGUCCUGGGUGUGUUAUAAAUAGUGCAAUACCCGAUGAUGAGACGCAGCUGUCUGUGGUGGUCAAGGCUUAUACUUAGAGAGCAGUUUGUGGUAGAAAGAUUUGUUUUCCUCAAAGUUGAAGAUUGAAGUGUGGUAGGUUUUUCCUCAAAGUUGAAGAUUGAAGUGUCAUAGGAUAGUAUUUUCCUUGUGGAAAGUGCCGUGGGUGUUUUGAAGUAUUGUAAUGUUUGAUAGCAAGACAGAAAUAUA
This is a messenger RNA of Aplysia californica (California sea hare), 2552 nucleotides long. RefSeq names its product endoplasmic reticulum junction formation protein lunapark. NCBI's taxonomy places the organism in Eukaryota, Metazoa, Mollusca, Gastropoda, Aplysiida, Aplysiidae. The record is from RefSeq and is a predicted model, not a curated record. Gene Ontology annotation, cellular component: endoplasmic reticulum tubular network. Gene Ontology annotation, biological process: endoplasmic reticulum tubular network organization. The transcript is spliced from 11 exons. The coding region runs from base 100 to 2298 and encodes 732 amino acids.